CCUCAGUCACUUUAGUUCUGUUCAGUUCUUCUGAUUGUUCGUGUUAUAGGCGUCCAUCUGCUGUAUUCAUUGGACAUUAUAUUAUCUAAUCAAAGGAAAUAAUAGUGGAUCCAAAUCUCCAAAAUGAAAUCAAUUCUCAUUCUUUGUUGCACCUGCCUGAUCAUCAGCUCUGUUAUUGCUGGUGUGCCAUUAACCACACUUGAAGAUUCUCAGAGUAAUUUGUCAAAAAGUUGCCAAAUUCCAAAAUGUCCGGAGGCAUCACAUGUGGAGGAUCAAGGAAAAACAGUCAAUCUGCCUUAUCCUUUAGAUUGUUUGCAGUAUGUUGAAUGCAAAGGAUCCGAGGCUCGUAUUCUGCCUUGUCCACCUGAUGAAAUUUUCGACCAGAAUACUUCUUCCUGUGGACCUCGGGACAAGGUGCGUUGUGUUCCCUGUUAUCAACAAGGAUAAUAAUUUAUACAAUGUAUGGCAAUUCUUAAGAACUUAAUUUUUAAGAUAUUAAGAUUAGAAUUGAUGUAGAAAAAAAUAAUAACAUUUUUAAUUAUCCAAGGAAA
Messenger RNA from Osmia bicornis bicornis, 551 nucleotides. RefSeq lists its product as uncharacterized. Gene Ontology annotation, cellular component: extracellular region. The transcript has 3 exons. The record is from RefSeq and is a predicted model, not a curated record. NCBI's taxonomy places the organism in Eukaryota, Metazoa, Arthropoda, Insecta, Hymenoptera, Megachilidae. The coding region runs from base 124 to 447 and encodes 107 amino acids. Gene Ontology annotation, molecular function: chitin binding.